AUGGAGUCUCCUCCUCUCUCUCUCCCUUCCUCAGAUCUCACUCUCUGAAAAAAUCUCUCAAAGCCAUGUCUUAUCUUCUUCGCUCCGAUCCAGUGUCUCGAAUCCACCCAGAGCCUCAAUCUCUAACCUCUUUCGACCACUUCGAUCUUCUCCCUGACUCUCUCCUCCUCUUAAUCUUCGAUAAAGUCGCCGACGUCAAAGAUCUCGGCCGUUGCUGCAUCGUUUCCCGUAGAUUCCACUCUCUUGUCCCUUUCGUUGAGAACGUUCUCGUCCGUGUUGAUUGUGUUAUCUCCGAUGAUGAUUCUUCUAACUCUGACGAUCGUCGAUUCUCUCUCAACGCUGCUUCGAUUUCUGACGCCGCCGGUGCUGGUGGUUCUUUCUCCGCCUUGUUCCGUCUCGUCUUCGCUCCAAUUUUCAAACCGUUUCAAGCGUUAGGGCAGUUUCUAGUACCGAAACGAUCAUCGUCAUCGUCGUCGUUUGAUGCAUCGUUUUCAGCGAUUAACGAUGAAAUCGGCGGUGAGAUCGGCGUUACGCAUCAUUCUCCGACUCAGGUAUUGAAAAACUUCGGUGAGAUUCGGUUUUUAAAAAUCGAACUUCCGACGGGAGAAUUAGGGAUUGAGGAUGGUAUUUUGUUAAAAUGGAGAGCUGAUUUUGGAUCUACGCUUGAUAAUUGUAUGAUUCUUGGUGCAUCUUCGGUGAUUCGAUCGAAUUCAGUGAAGAAUCUUGAGAAUUUUGUUGAUGAAGACAAUGGUAACAUACCUGAGUCGUUCUACACUAAUGGAGGACUUAAGCUCCGUGUAGUUUGGACGAUUAGCUCAUUAAUCGCCGCCUCGGCUCGGCAUUAUCUUCUUCAGCCGAUUAUCACUGAGCACAAGACGUUAGAUCGUUUGGUUCUCUCUGAUGCUGAUGGACAAGGUGUUUUGUGUAUGAAUAGAGAACAGCUUGAAGAGCUUAGAGUUACUCCUUUAUCGGCUUCUUCCGCUUCGAAGAGGACGCUUGUGCCGGCAUUGAACAUGAGGUUGUGGUAUGCUCCGCAGUUGGAAUUACCUGAUGGCACGAUGUUGAAAGGUGCGACAUUGGUGGCUAUUAGGCCGAGUGAGUCGAAGAAGGAAGUGUGUGAUGCUUCUUGGUUGUCUGAUGCAUUUGAGGAACCGUAUGGGACUGCGGCGAAGAUGUUGAUCAAGAGGAGGACUUAUUGUCUUGAGAUGAACUCGUUCUGAUUUCGCAAUAUGACCGGUUUCAGACAUUUUGCAGAUGGUGGGAGCAAACAAAUCCACAUAUGUUGGAGAAUGGAGGAAAGGGAUCAGAGAGAUCACAUAUGUCCUGAAGCCAAAAACCGCAAAUCUCUUGACUUUUUGACACAUACUGCUUCGCCAGUCAUGAGGAGUGCGUCGAAUCUGCAGGCAUGGAGGAUGCCUAAGGGAGGUUCUCUGAAACCGAAGAAGAACACCAUUGUACAUACACUCUUGUAAAAGAUGUCUGCGAAUGAGCAAGAAUAUGUGUGUUGUCUUUGUUUAAAAGAGACGCAUAUCAGGAUGGGAAUCGUCGUAACACGUAAGGGAUUAUGUUACAAAAGAGUCUGUAAUGAAUGUUUUUAAGCUUU
This is a messenger RNA of Arabidopsis arenosa, 1603 nucleotides long. Lineage: Eukaryota; Viridiplantae; Streptophyta; Magnoliopsida; Brassicales; Brassicaceae. The record is from the annotation of a GenBank genome assembly.